AUGAUUGAAUUAUUACUCCUCCUCUAUAUCGUGGUGUAUUGUCCUUUGAUAAUCUACGUUUAUUCAACCUUAUUAAAGAAAUACGAAGAUCCAAAAUACCAUAGAACAGAUAUUCCAGAUAGAUUCUAACCAUUUAGAAGAAGAGAUUACAAGAAUUGGAACAAAUUAGAGAUCUAUUUUGGUGCAAUAGUAUUGUUACCUCUUAGAUUAAUAUUUGUGUUGGGGUCUCUGUUUGCCUUUGCAUUUGUUUUUUUUGUGACAACUAAAGGUUCAUAAAUUGUGAUAUAAUUUUAAAAGACUUUAAACUAGAAAACCCAUGGCCUGCUAAUCGUUAUAGAUUUUUGAGAUAACCUCUUUAAUUUUUGGCUAGAGCUUACCUAUUUUUUUCUGGCUUUUAUUAAAUUAAGUAGAGAAUUGUGAAGUAAUAAAAAUUAAUAAUUUUUAGGUAUUCUGAUUAUGAUGAAGCCUAUGUUUAAACUUCAAUUAAUAAUCUAAGUUAACCAUCAAUAAUUGUAUCAAAUCAUGUCAGCUGGUAUGACACAAUUACAUAUGUUUUCAAAUAUUUGCCAUCUUUUGUUUCUAAAGACACAGUAAAGGACUACCCAGUUUUUGGUUGGAUUACAAUGAAUCUAAAAAGUAUAUUUGUUGAAAGGGAAAAUGCAACAAAUAGAAAAUAAGUUAUGCUUGACAUUUUGAAUAGAGUGAACUUAAUAAAUUAAGGACAUCUAUUCCCUCCAGUUCUUAUAUUUCCUGAAGGAACAACGUCUAAUGGAAACUAUAUUUUAUCAUUCAAGAAAGGUGCAUUUGAACCAUUAUAACCAAUUAAAAUUUGCUGUUUAAAAUAUUCACCAAGAAGAUUUAGUGUAGCUAUGGAUUGUAUAGGAAUUUAUGGUAUUAUAUUUCACAAAUCUUAGCAACUACUUUGUUGUCUUUAGUUUAAUGGAAAAAUGAAUUAGAAAUAAUUGAAUUCGAAGGAUUAUAUGAUCCUGCAUAUUNUAACAAGUUGUCUUUGUAAUAUAUUUAUUUGAUAUUUAAUUUGAUAAAUCAUCUUAAGAAAAGUCUAGUUAAAAGUCUUAUUAUUUUGAAAAUUAGUUUAUUAAUAAGAAUAUUCAUAAUAUAAACUAAAAUUUGACUAUUUAAAAAUAUAGAAAAAUUUUUAUAGAAAAGAAAUUUUGAUUAUUAGUCAGAUAUUUAAUAUGUCAUUUUUGCCUCUAUUUCUAUUAUCAUACAUACUAAUUUUCUAUUUAAAUAUCAAAAGAAUAGUAAUCAAAAUUUUACAUUAAUU
Molecule: messenger RNA, 1285 nt
Organism: Paramecium sonneborni
Lineage: Eukaryota; Ciliophora; Oligohymenophorea; Peniculida; Parameciidae
Source: the annotation of a GenBank genome assembly